AUGCACGCGAGCCCUUCCCCUUCCUCGGUCUUGCCCUUCACGGCGGCCGAGAUGAAGGCGAUGCAGACGAUUUACCCGCAGUACCUCGACGCCGGCCUCACGCCGAAGGAGGGCCGGCGCCUGACGAAGGCCCAGGCCGUCGUCAACCCCUCCGUCGAGGAAAUCGCCACCGCGCUGCAUGAGCUCGGCUUUCAAAAGAUUGUGAUUAUGGCGCGGAAGUCCCUGCCGCGCUCGCAGGGCUCGAUGCGGUUCGCGAUCGUCCCCUACGGCGCGGUGAAAGUCCUCCUAAAGGAGCCCACGGACGUACAUUAUAUCAAAAAAAGCGAGUUUGAUCAGCAAACGCGAAACCCAACCGUGGUGGGGUUGGAAUCGAAGCAUGCGGUCCUCAAACGGGUGGCGGCACUGAUUAAAGAAAAAGGAGGUCCGAGGCCGCUCCUGCCGACUCCCGCGGAAAUCCUCGCGAGCGUCGCUGUAAACCAACCGAAGGUGAAAAAGUAG
Phytomonas sp. Hart1 is the source of this 498-nucleotide messenger RNA. Lineage: Eukaryota; Euglenozoa; Kinetoplastea; Trypanosomatida; Trypanosomatidae. The record is from the annotation of a GenBank genome assembly.